Molecule: messenger RNA, 2030 nt
Organism: Carassius gibelio (silver crucian carp)
Lineage: Eukaryota; Metazoa; Chordata; Actinopteri; Cypriniformes; Cyprinidae
Product: regulator of cell cycle RGCC
Exons: 5
Coding region: 129-509 (126 amino acids)
Biological process (GO): regulation of cell cycle
Source: RefSeq, a predicted model, not a curated record
GGGCGAUAUUUAAACACCCCACCGGGCACAGCGCGCGCACUCACGAGCUCAGGAGCAAGACACAGCCCGUGCAUUAACGAGACGAGAUCUGUCUUAUAUCGGAGUUUAACACACAAGGACUACAGAAGAUGAAGUCUCCAAAGAUGAAGUCACAGAACAAAUCCUUUCUUGAGGACGUUGGCGAUCUGAACGCCGUGUUGUGUGAAUUCGACGCGGUCAUCGAGGACUUCUCGUCUCCUGUGGAGAAGCGACACUUCAGAUAUGAUGAGCACUUGAGAACCAUGAAGAGACGGAGCAGCGCGAGCGUCAGCGACAGCGGCAUCAGCGACGCCGAGAGUGCAGAGUCCUUGAGCAGUUUCAGCUUCAGUGAGGAGAAGCUCAACUCUCCCAGCGUCUUCUCCCCCUCAUCAAACAGUCCUUUGGUCACAUCUCCUAAACCUAAACUUGGAGACACUAAAGAGCUGGAGGACUUUAUUGCUGACCUUGACAAAACAUUAGCAAGCAUGUGAGUAAGAGACGGGAUGACUGGGGCCCACCACACUGUAGCUCCGCUGGGGGACGCCAGCCAGACCGCUCCUGAUAAACCUGAAUCACUGUGAAGAUGGAGAAGACAUGGUCAGGGUUUCACAUGCUGAACGACGCCGUUCGAGAAGGCUUGGUGCAUACUUACGCCCAAACAAAAACUCAAAUACAUAUGCGUAAGAAAGACUCUUUUGACAGGAAUGGCUUGAGCUGUAAGAUUAUUUAAAUCGCUUUUGUAUAGAAAUAUAUUUUUUGAUUUUAUAGAGUCGGUUCUUGUAAAUGUAUCUGUAAUACCAUUUUGUGAAUUUAUAUUUUUGUAUUUCAUAUAAAUAUUGUUUUAGACUCUGUCACCUUGCUAUAAGCCUCUUCUGCCACAUGGGAAUAAACGUAAUUCUUAAUUCAUUAGGAAAACUGGAAAAGCAAUAUGACAUGUAUUUAAUACAACUAAUGUCUUAAAGAGAUUCGAGAUGUUUCGUGGCAUUAUUUCAUUGUGUGUCUUAUAGCAUCAGAAGCUUUCUGCUUGUUUCUGCAGUAUUUUCUCUUUCAGGGUGGACAGAAGGUAUACUUUAAGACACCAAGGCCUGGUUUCACAUGCAGGGCUUAGACGAAGCCAGAAUUAGGCCGUAGUUCAAUUAGGAUAUUUUAAGUAAUUUUAAAAAACAUGCGUUAGAAAUAAAAUCCUGGUGUGCAUCUUGAGACAAAACAGAGGCACUGACAUAUUUUAAGAUCAAUCAGUAUGAGUUUAUUUCAGUUGUAACAACUCAGACUUACAUUUUAGUCUGGGACUAAGCGUAAGCCUUGUCUGUGAAUCCAGGGGUAAGAGUAAUUAAUUCAGGGCUGUGGGUCAGUUAUCUAAAGCUCUUGAGCAGUGUGUAUGAUUGACCCCACAGCAGGGGCUUGAGAGCGUGGGCAGUUGCUCUGGAGAAAAUGUGACACCUGGUCACCUCCUCAGCACUUCGUGUCCAAAUCUGUCUGAUCUGCUCAGUCACCAUGCAUUUAUAAUGUUAAAGAAGAAGCGAUCAUCUCUACAGUAUGUUCAUUUAUUAUUUGAUUGGACUGCUAAUUGUUAAACCACUAAAUGCCAAAUAACUAAAUAACUUAACAUGUUUGGAAUCAGAAACAAUGUUGUUUGUAUGAAGUCUCUUAUGCUCACUAAUGCUGCAUUUAUUUGAUCAGAAAUACAGUAAAACCUGUAAUAUUGUGAAAUAAUACAUUUGAAAAUCUAAUUUAUUCCUGCAAAUCAUCAUUGCUCCAGUCUUUAGUGUCACUGUAACAAAUAGACUUUUAGUUUGUUCCAGUGUUUUCUGUUUGACCUAGUUUCCAUGCUCCCUUGAUUAGUUCAUUCCGUUCACCUGUGAUGCUUUAAUUAUCUUGUUUGUGUCCCUAGUAUUUAAGCCCUGUGUUUUGGCCCUUGCUCCUCAGUUCUGCUGUUAAUGUUGAAUAUUUAUGUUGAUUUGUGUCCAUCUCCUGCCUGAAAGUUUAUUAAAGAACUCUCUUGUUGAUUUGUA